Messenger RNA from Athalia rosae (coleseed sawfly), 1218 nucleotides. RefSeq names its product ADP-ribose pyrophosphatase, mitochondrial. The record is from RefSeq and is a predicted model, not a curated record. Gene Ontology annotation, molecular function: ADP-ribose diphosphatase activity. NCBI's taxonomy places the organism in Eukaryota, Metazoa, Arthropoda, Insecta, Hymenoptera, Athaliidae. The transcript has 2 exons. The coding region runs from base 140 to 1096 and encodes 318 amino acids.
AAAAUCAAGAAAAGGAUAAACAACGCAGCGAGAUCUCGCAGAGCCUCGUAAGUCGAUUUCGAGUCGACUUGCACUCAAUUGUGUGUGGAUUCGGUAUGAACGAAGCUUAAAUUUGACAGAUACGUACUUGACGUCAAAAAUGUACGGCAGGUACGUUUACCUGUCAGUUUGUUUCUGGAUUUGCAUUUUUUCAUCAGUGCCUUCUUAUCAAUUUUGUGGAGCUGAUGAGCAGGAUUUAAUGCUUCAUAGGAUAUUCAGAAUGCUUAAUCAAAACUGUCGCAAAGGAGUGUAUCCUCGCAGCAACAUAUACAGGUUCGAAGUUCUAGAGGACAACGUUCCAUGGAAGACAGAAUUUCCUGAAUAUAACCCACCAGACUACACAGCACUCAAGGUAUAUGGAGCACCUUGGGCAGACCCAAACAUCAAUGACCCUGAAUUCAGACCAAAAUGGAAUGAGAUUGACGGAGACAUAAGCCGCAAGAGUUACACUGGAAAUUAUGUUGUGAAAGAAGGCCGACCGCUGAAUCCUGUUGGUCGCACAGGGAUAAUUGGGAGAGGUUUAUUAGGACGUUGGGGACCAAAUCAUGCUGGAGAUCCUAUCGUCACACGUUGGAAACGAAACGGAACUGGGGCAGUUGAGAUAAGCCGAACAACUGAAAAGCCCAUACUGCAGUUUGUCGCUAUACAAAGAGGAGAUACAGGGGAGUGGGCGCUUCCUGGAGGCAUGGUAGAUCCCGGUGAGGCUGUUGCUUCUACUGUGCAAAGAGAAUUUAUGGAAGAGGCUUUAAACUCGCUUGAAAAAGAUGAUUUGGAGAUUGACAGUGUGAAGGAAACAUUAAAAAAAUUUUUUGAGAAUGGAGAUAACGUUUAUCAGGGGUAUGUUGACGAUCCUAGGAACACGGAUAACUCAUGGAUGGAAACUGUAGCCUUGAAUUUUCACGACGAAGAUGGUAGCAUUGUUGGAAAAAUAAAUUUGCAAGCGGGAGAUGAUGCCGCUAACGUUCGCUGGAUGGAUAUGAACAAGAAACUUGCACUCUACUCUAGUCAUGGGCUAUUCGUCAAACUGAGCGCACAAAAGCAUAAUGCACAUUGGUAAUUAAAGUUCUCAGCAAAAAUGUUGAAAGGAUGUAUCGUAGUUUGGUGCUAAGAAGAUAGAAUUUGUAAAAGUACAGAAAUAGAUUUUUCUACUAAUCUCAAUAAAGUAGAAGAGAAAAAGAA